GCUGCUCUCACUCGCACACACGCACACUCUCUCUCUACCUCCUUCCCCUCAUGAAAGUUAAAGAAGAAAAACCCAUUUCAUCCACAAUAUCUAAUGAGUAAUUGGAGAUGAGAUUUCAGAUGCAGAGAAACUUUUAAGAUCCUUACUUCCUUAUACAAGUUUUUUAUAAUUUAUGGCCCCCAAUCUUCUUUGUGCAGAAGAGAGCAUUAUCUGCUUUAAUGAUGAUGUUGUUGAUGAUAUUAACAUAAACAAUGAUUAUGAGCUUGGGGAAGCUCUUUCUGAACAACUAGAACAUCAAACCCAUAAUCAAAAUCUUAACUUUUUACAUGGGGAUGGGUUUUCCGUUGAGUAUCAGAGUGAAGCGGAUUUAGUUUUGAUGUUUCAGAGAGAACCUUUUCAUCUGCCAAGAGAUGAUUACUUUAAGAGAUUGCAGAAUGGAGAGGUGGAUUUAAAGAUCAGAAGUGAUACUAUUGAUUGGAUUGGGAAGGUUCAUGGGUAUCACAAUUUUGGACCUUUGAGUGCGUAUUUAUCGGUAAAUUACUUGGAUAGGUUCCUUUCGGCGUAUGAGCUUCCUAGGGAUAAGUCAUGGAUGAUGCAGUUGUUAGCUGUGGCUUGUUUGUCCAUAGCAGCUAAAAUGGAGGAGACGGAAUUGAUAUUAUCUUUAGAUUUGCAGGUUUGCGAACCCGAAUUCAUUUUUGAAGCUAAAACUAUUCAAAGAAUGGAACUUCUAGUGCUAAGUACAUUGAAUUGGAGAAUGCAAUCAGUGACCCCUUUCACAUUCAUAGACUACUUCCUCACAAAGAUUAAUGGUGGUCAACCUUCAAGAUUUUUAAUCUCUCAAUCAUUUGCACUUAUUUUAAGCACACUUAGAGGGAUCAACUUCUUCGAAUUCAAGCCUUCUGAAUUAGCUGCAGCAGUGGCGAUAUAUGUAUCAUUGGGCGGGAUUGAGGCAAUGCAGCUUGAGAGGUCUGCAUUUGGUUUCAUCCAACAUAUAAAUAAGGAGAAAUUGUUGAAGUGCCUUGGUAUGAUCCAAGGGGUGUCACUCGUAAAUGAGUCUUUUAAGAUUGAAGGUAUCUCAGGCUCAUCUGUACCCCAAAGUCCUAAUGGGGUAUUAGAUAUUACAUCCUUGAGCUAUAAAAGUGAUGAUUCGAUCGAAGGUUCAAGUGCAAAUUUCAUUCAAACCAGUCAAGAUUCUUCAAAGAGGAGGAGACUGAAAUGAGGUGAGAAGGCAGAGGAGGAGAAGAGUUCACUUCUCACAAAUAUAUCAACAUAUUCAAUUUGAUAAGCAACACAAGUUUUGGCAAUUGAUGUAAGAGGAAGAAAGGUAAGUAAUUUUUGCAAACAAUAACUGUUGAGUUACGAAGGAAAUGAACAGUUCUUUUCGAUGCAUAUUUACUUAUUUAGGAAGUUUAUAAUGAAAACAACAUAGAGUACUACAUGUUUUUGUCAAAUCAUAAGAGCUGUUUUUAUACAGACAUGGUGGGAGGAAUAAUUGACAUCCCCCUAAAGUAUCUGAUUAGGAGAAUAAACACACUAAUGUUGCUUUUGUCUCCCAAAAAUGGAAUAAUAAGCAAUUGAAAAAAAAUAUACAAAAUUGAA
Messenger RNA from Papaver somniferum (opium poppy), 1599 nucleotides. RefSeq names its product cyclin-D2-1-like. Gene Ontology annotation, biological process: regulation of cyclin-dependent protein serine/threonine kinase activity; mitotic cell cycle phase transition. The record is from RefSeq and is a predicted model, not a curated record. Gene Ontology annotation, cellular component: cyclin-dependent protein kinase holoenzyme complex; nucleus; cytoplasm. Bases 173 to 1219 code for a protein of 348 amino acids. The transcript has 6 exons. NCBI's taxonomy places the organism in Eukaryota, Viridiplantae, Streptophyta, Magnoliopsida, Ranunculales, Papaveraceae. Gene Ontology annotation, molecular function: cyclin-dependent protein serine/threonine kinase regulator activity.